AUGAGACCAGCCAACCCUUUGAUAAUUGCGUUGGCAACUCUGCGAAAACCAGCUUGCCGUAGAACAAAUGCACGGAGCAACGUGGAUGUUUUGGGGAAAGACCCGAUGUUGAGAACAGGUGUAUUGUUCUGUGGGUGUAUUAUUGACUAUUACUUUUUCACUCUAGUUACUGUCGAACUUACUAUUAUAUUGUUUAAGGAUCAAAGUAAAAUCGAAAAUAAGCAAUGUUCAUGUUCAGAAUCUUCAGGAGAAUUGAUACAAAUUAUAGGAGAAAUGAUCGUUUUUGAUAGCCAACCUUUUUAUGUUGUGGAGAAUAAAGAAUUGUUAAGAAAUAAUAACAUAGAAGUGGGCAGAGUUCACUUGGUUCUUCGAGAUAGCGGUGCUAAUAUUAAGAAGGCUACAAAAGAUAUGGGAGUCAAUAAUGAAUCCUGUUUUAUACAUACUCAGCAGCUUGUAGUAGUUAACUCUCUUGAAGAGCAAACAUCUCUUAUGGAAAUUGUAUCUAUUGCAAAAAAAUAG
Molecule: messenger RNA, 519 nt
Organism: Acanthoscelides obtectus
Lineage: Eukaryota; Metazoa; Arthropoda; Insecta; Coleoptera; Chrysomelidae
Source: the annotation of a GenBank genome assembly